This is a messenger RNA of Asparagus officinalis (garden asparagus), 1830 nucleotides long. RefSeq lists its product as uncharacterized. Bases 1 to 1830 code for a protein of 609 amino acids. Lineage: Eukaryota; Viridiplantae; Streptophyta; Magnoliopsida; Asparagales; Asparagaceae. The record is from RefSeq and is a predicted model, not a curated record. The transcript is spliced from 2 exons.
AUGGGUUGCAAACAAUCAAGAAACACCCAAAAUGAUGCUCUCUCUCUCUGCAAGGAGCGCAAGAAGCUAAUUGAGGAAGCAAUUGCCUCAUGGCAGGCCUUGGCAACUGCCUACUCCGGCUAUAGCUUGUCCCUCAAAAACAUCGGGGCUGCUCUAGGCGACUACAGUCAAGGAAUCAUCAAUUAUAUCCAUCAGUCCUCAAGAAAAUCCUCCUUUAGCUUUCAAGUCCUUAAUCCUACAAACGAAAGUCCCACAUUCAAUAUCCCUACAAGCCCUCACUUCUUGUUAUCCCCAAUACUAGAGAUCGAAGAGGAGAGCUACGGCAGCAAUGAAGCAACAGAAUCCACUCCCUUAAUUGUUCACAAUCAAGAAGUACAUUCUCAGGUUGAUCGAGAGCAUGCGAAGGUUAUUACGGAGAUUAUGAAUGAUCUUGAUCAGCAUUUUCUUGAAUCGUCCAAGAACGCUCACCAAAUCUCGGAGAUUCUCGAGGCUCCUCAUAUUGGAUAUGAUUCAAGAAUUGACUACUCUGCUACGGUUAUGAGGGCUCUUACAUGGAAUAGCUCGUCCGAAGGUAUAGCAUCAGAUGAUUUCGAUAUCCAUGCUAGUAUUGGUGAAUUCGAAGAGAGGUUGUACAAAGAACUGAAGGCACUUGGGACGAUGAAAUAUGAGUAUGAGAGAAAGGUUGCUUCAUUGAGAAUUAAGCGAAAGGGAGCAUCUGAGAAGGCAAAAGACAAAGACUAUGCAGAAGUCACUCAUUUUUGUACAAGAUACAUUGUUGGUAAGGAUUCCUUACAAUUUGUUAUCUCAGAGAUUGAGCACAUAAGGGAUGAAGUCUUAUAUCUAAAGCUACUUAAACUUAUUGAUGUUAUGGCGAGAAUGUGGCAAUCUAUGCAUGAGCAUCAUGAAAGCCAGCUUAAGAUUGUUAUCAAUCAUGUAAGUGGAGCACUUGAUAAAGUUCUUUCUCCUAUAGUUACGAGCCAGCAACAUUGGGAAAGGAGUGCUUUGCUAUGGGAGCUCUUCAAAGAGUGGCGUUCACAAUUUCAAAAGCUUGUGAUUCAUCAGAUGGAAUAUAUUGAAGCUUUGUAUCGUUGGUCAGGCUUAACUGAAUCACGAACAUUUAGUAACUCGUUGAAGGAAGAAUUGUUGCAUAAACCAAUUCAGCAUCUUCUCGAAACAUGGAAAGAAGAGCUUGAGAAGGUUCCUUAUGAUCUAGGAAGUCAUGCUAUUUGUUGCUUCUCAGAUGUCAUUCAUAUGAUUAUGGUGCAUCAAGAGGAUGAGAUGAAUCUAAGAAAGAAAUGUGUGGAGACUUCGAAAGAACGUGAGAAGAAGGAAAAGCUGAGGGAAAAUUUGAAGCCAAAGCUUGAUAUGGAUGUGGAAUCCUAUGAAACUGCUUGUGAAAUGUUGAGAGAGAAGUCAGUAAGUAGUCUCACAGUUCACUUGGAAGAGCUAUUUAGGACUAUGUCGGAGUUUGCCCUUGCAUCUUCAGAGAUGUAUAAUAAGCUGAUCAUUGAUGGGUUCACGGAACCUACACCAGAAGUAGAAGCCACCUAUACCGGCGAAGAGAAGAAGACUCUCAGAGAGCAAAGAAAGAAGGAUAGCAAGGCUCGUUUUCUACUCUAUCAAGAGUUGGAUGAGUCUACCUUUGAGAGAGUUGUCGAAGAAACAACGAGCAAGGAAGCAUGGGAAAUCCUUGCUACCAUCUACAAAGGUGUCGAGCGGGUGAAGCGAAUUCACCUCCAAACUUUGAGGGGUGAUCUUGAAGCUGCUCAAAUGAAAGAUGAAGAAAAAAAUCUCCGAUUAUUAUUCACGAUUACUUCUAAUUGUGAAUAA